CCGUCGCCGCCGCCGCCGCCCGUGGCGCUGCCGCUGCUCGAGAUGGGCUUCUCGCUGCGGCACAUACAACGGGCGAUCAGCGUGCUGGGCCGCACCGGCGACAUGUCGGCGCACGCCGUGAACCAGCUGGCCUCGUGGAUGCUCGAGCACCCGUCCAUCGACGACGUAACGGCGAUGACGCACUGUUCGCCGUUCGAGUACCUGGCCAGGGCCCGUGGCAUGUCCCACCGGAGCGACAAUCAGAGCAGCGCCUCAUCCCAAGCCAGUGCCGGGCGCGCGCCGCCCUCCUGCGGCGCCGACACGCACUGGGACUGGUCGCCGAGCCCGCCCACCUCCUGGCCCUACCUGUGCGAGUGCCACAGUGGCAGCGGCGGCCUGUCGCCGACGGAGCCGACCGAUCUGCUGUCGGCACUGGAGGUGCUGGUGGAGCGGGCCGCCGCCGAGGGGCUCGGACAUCGGACGCAGUCGGACUCUGACGAGGCGGCGCUAGAGCUGUGCGAGGUGUGCAGCGCGCUCGUGUUCGACCUGGCGCGUCACCAGCGCUCCACCCACCCGGGCUGCUCGCGGCCCUGGCGGAGCUCUCGCUGCGGCGCCCUGCUCGUACGUGGCCUCCAGGCGGUGGUGCGCUGUCUGGCCGUGUGCCAGUCGCCGCUGCCGUCGCCGGAGCGGGAGGCGCUCUGCGACCUGGGCGGCUGCAUGCCUCGGCUGCGCUCGCACCAGUCGCAGGCGCACGACGGCCGCGUGACCCAGCUGUGCUGGAGCCCGCGCCGGAGCCGGCUAGCCACCUGCGGCUGUGACGGCACGGUGCGGCUGUGGUCACUGGGUGCCGCCGGCGCGCCGGUGCUGGAGCAGACGCUGGUGUUCCACCUCUCGCCGAGCGUGUACGGCGCCGAGCUGCAGAACCCGGUGCUGGGCCACCUGUGCUGGGGCGACGCCGGCGCGCUGGUGGCCGUGUGCAUGGAGAGCACGCUCAACGUGUGGACAGUGCCCGAUGCACAGCUGUUCAUCUCGGAGGAGGCCGUGUCGGUGACGCACAUCAGCUGGAUGUACCGCGAGCGGCGCUUCGCGGUCGGCUUCGCGGACGGCUCGGUGCAGCUGGCCUCGGUCAGCCCGAGCGGGGACACCGUCACGAUCCGUGGCGUGGCCAUGGGCCUGCUGUCCAGCCUGGCGCUGUCUGAUUCGGCCCUACUGCUCGCCGCCGCUGCUGACCAGGCGUACGUCAACAUGUACGUGCUGGCGGGCGGCCGCAAGUGGGAGAUGAUGGAGCCGCUGCCGCUGGAGGCGCCGCCGCUUACACUCUGCUGGCAGAAGCCCGGCUCGCCGGCCAUGCGCGGCGUGGAGGUGCUGCUGGCGGGCGGCGUGGACGGCGUCAGCUCGCUCUGGGCGAUGUCGCCCACCACCGGCGGCGGCCACUGGACGGUGCGGCACGUGCUCACGCUACACGGCCAUCCAAGCUACCCGGUGACGGCGCUGGCGCUGCACCCGACCGGCCUGUACAUGGCCACAGGCUGCUUCAAGGGCAUGAUCGGCCUGGUGAACGUGUGGUCGCUGGUGGACGGUGCGCUGCUGCAGACGCGCGUCGGCGCCGGUGGCGUCCACUCCCUCACCUGGACCGACGGCUACAACCUGGCCGCCACCUUUGCGCGCUCCAAGCUGGUGGCGCAGCAGUACACCUUCGAGAAGCCCACUGUGAUGACCGGCGACCAGCUGGUGCACAGCGGCUACCUGCAGGCGCUGGCCUCGCUGGCGCUGGGACUGCGGCUGGACCGCGUGCUCUGCUACCAGCCGGUGCCGGCCUACGGCUCCCAGCAGCAGAGAGUGCCGGAGUGGACGUGGCUGCUCAACUACUGCCGGGCGGCGCACGUGGCGCAGGCCCUGCUGACCCGGCAGCCGCUGCCGGCGUCCUUCCUGCCCGCCGAGGAGUCUGACGACGAUGAGUCGGAGGAGGAGGACGAGGACGAGGACGACUCGUCGGAUCCGCCGGCGGCCGACAACAGCCGCUGGAGUGUGGCGCAGGACGGCGAGCUGAUGACCUGGGCCACGCUGCACCCGCACGACUGGCAGCUGGGCGGCGGCUGUAGCGCCUACCUCUGGGGCUCCGGCCGACACGGACAGCUGGGCGAGAGCCGGUCGAGCUUCUCGCCGACGCGCGCCGACUCGUUUGGCCUGGCGCAGACGGUGGUGUGCGGCCAGAACUGCACGUUCGUGAUCCAGGCCAACGGCACGGUGCUGGCGUGCGGCGAGGGCAGCUACGGCCGCUUGGGCCAGGGCAACAGUGACGACCUGCACGUGCUCACCGUGGUUAGCGGGCUGCAGGGGUUCGUGAUCGUGCAGCUGUCGACGUCGGUCGGCUCCGACGGCCACUCGCUGGCGCUGGCCGAGUCUGGAGAGGUAUUCUCCUGGGGCGACGGCGACUACGGCAAGCUGGGACACGGCAACUCGGACCGGCAGCGGCGGCCCCGCCAGAUCGAGGCCCUGCAGGGCGAGGAGGUGGUCCAGGUGGCGUGCGGCUUCAAGCACUCGGCCGUGGUGACCGUGGACGGUCAGCUGUUCACGUUCGGCAACGGCGACUACGGCCGGCUCGGCCUGGGCAGCACCGACAACAAGAAGCUGCCCGAGCGCGUCACCGCCCUGGAGGGCAAGCGGGUCGGCCAGGUGGCCUGCGGCCUGAACCACACGCUCGCUGUGUCGGCCGACGGCGCCAGCGUCUGGUCGUUCGGCGACGGCGACCACGGCAAGCUGGGCCUGGGCAGCACCGCCUCCAAGCCCACCCCGCAGCUGGUGGAUGCGCUGUCUGGGCUGGGCGUCAAGAAGGUGCUGUGCGGCAGCCAGUUCUCCGUGUUCCUGACCCAGGCCGGUCAGCUGUACAGCUGCGGCAUUGAUCGGCUCAUCGGCCAGCCCGACUGCAGGCUGCGCGGCCACACGCGGCCGCAGCAGGUGGUCGCUCUGCGGGACCGCGUACUGGUGGACGUGGCAGUGGGCGCCGAACACACCCUGGUGCUGACGGCCGAGGGUGACGUGUUCGCAUGGGGCACCAACAACGACGGUCAGCUGGGGCUGGGUCACACGGCCGGCGUGCGCGAGCCGCAGCUGGUGACCGCGCUCAGCGGCAAGCUCGUCCGACAGAUCUCCGCCGGCCGGUGCCACAGCGCCGCGUGGACGGCGCCGGCCGGCAGCCGCCGCUGUCCGGGUGUCUCGUGCGGCCCCAGCUUGGGCGUGCCGGCGGCCGUGCCGCCCCAGUUCGGCCGGCUGCAGGGCCUGGCGCCGGCGGCGCUGCGUCGCCGCCUCCUCCUGCUGCACCGCUACUCGGACCUGGUGUACGCCAGCUGGCGGCUGCUGCCGCUCAUACAGCAGCCGAGUGACCAGCUGACGCCGGGCCUGUCGGCGGUGACAUCGGCCGAGCUGCGGCCGCUGCUGGCGCCGCGCGUCUACACCCUGCCGCUGGUGCGCAGUCUGGGCAGGACCAUGGUCCAGGGCAAGAACUACGGCCCGCAGAUCACGGUCAAGCGGCUGGCGGUGCGCAGCCGCGUCUGCAAGCCCAUCUUCCUGCAGAUCGCGCGCCAGGUGGUGCGUCUGCGGCCGGCCGAGCUCCGGCUGCCUAGCCGCGCCUGGAAGGUGAAGCUGAUUGGGGAGGGCGCGGACGACGCGGGCGGCGUGUUCGACGACACCAUCACGGAGAUGUGCGUCGAGCUGACGUCGGGUGCGGUGCCGCUGCUGGUGCCGACGCCGAACGCCGUGGCCGACACCGGCUGCCACCGUGACCGGUUUCUGCUCAACCCAGAGCUGACGGCGCCCCACCAGCUCAGUCUGUUCAAGUUCCUCGGGAUCCUGCUGGGCGUGGCCAUCCGCACCAAGAAGCCACUGGCCGUGCCGCUGGCGCCGUUCGUCUGGAAGCUGCUGGCCAACAUGAACCUGAGUCUGGACGACCUGGAGGAAACAGACUCUCUCUUCACGCAGAGCCUGCGUUACGUCCGCGAACUGAGCGCUGACAUACCCGAGGAGACGCUGCACGAGGUGCUGCCAGUGGACACGUUCGAGGCGCCGUCCUGCACGGGCCGCCUGGUGCCGGUGGUGGCCGGCGGCCGCACGCUGCGGGUCACCGCCGCCACCCGGCUGGAGUACGUCCGGCAGGCGGUGCGCUACCGGCUGCACGAGAUGGACCUCCAGGUGGCGGCCGUGCGGGACGGCAUGGCCGGGGUGGUGCCGGUGCCGCUGCUGUCGCUCAUCACGGCCCAGCACCUGGAGCAGCUGGUCUGCGGCCUGCCCACCAUCUCGGUGCCGCUGCUCAAGACGAUCGUUAGGUAUCGGGAGCUGGACGAACAGCAUCAGCUGGCGCGCUGGCUCUGGGCCGUGCUGGAGAGCUUCACCGACUCGGAGCGCGUGCUGUUCAUGCGGUUCGUGUCGGGCCGCUCCCGUCUGCCAGCCAACCUGGCCGACCUCUCGCAGCGCUUCCAGGUGAUGAAGGUGGACAAGCCCACGGACGGGCUGCCGACGGCGCAGACCUGCUUCUUUCAGCUCAGGCUUCCCCAGUACUCUAGUCAGGAGAUGCUCGCGGAGCGGCUUCGCUACGCCAUCAACAACUGUCGGUUCAUCGACAUGGAUAGCUACAUGUUGGCGAGAAACACGGACGGCGGCACGAUGUCUGACGACGAGAUCAUGUAGCUGAACUGCGCUGCGCCAGUAAUAGAUGGCAGCACUCCGGCCGGCCCAGCGUGGCAUCGCGAUUCUCGCAGGGAAAUUCAGCACUCAAAAGUCAUCGUGCCGAUGUGUGAGAUUUGUGAGCUGCAAAAUUGCGAUUUCUUGGUGUUCGCCGGGAACUGUGCUUUGUGCUGUGGUUAAGACCGGGCGUGCGCUAACUGCCAUCCCGUGCGCCCCCACAGCCCGUAUAUUGUUCGCAGAUACAGGCGUGAUCGUGAUACUUGUUUUACAGACGCUUAUUGCUAGACAUCUCGCAUCCUGGUUACGAAAUGGCAGCUCUCUUUCACUUGACUUGAUCACAGAGCUCUUCAUUGCUACGAAAUGAGUUCAAUUUGCGUUGCGAAGUUAAUGCGACCACUAUUUGUACGCAUGUUCACGCUGAUAAUGUUUUCAAAUGGACGCGUUUUUUAAACAAAUUGCAUCGUUCCGUGUUGUUAAGCGACUUCAGCCUGUUGGUGUGAAUAACGUGAGCGUGUUGACGUGACUUUAGUUUAUAACGCCUGCGUUUGUUAUCUUCAUUGGUGUUUAAGUGGUAAUUCGUCCAUUGAAAUUGCAAACGACUGCGAUCCAGAAUUAUUGCAUGAAUGAUAUUUUGGGCUAGGCCCCCGAAAAUAUAC
Pollicipes pollicipes is the source of this 5315-nucleotide messenger RNA. Its product is annotated as putative E3 ubiquitin-protein ligase HERC1. Lineage: Eukaryota; Metazoa; Arthropoda; Thecostraca; Pollicipedomorpha; Pollicipedidae. The transcript has 35 exons. Gene Ontology annotation, molecular function: protein binding; ubiquitin-protein transferase activity. The record is from RefSeq and is a predicted model, not a curated record. The annotation marks the transcript as partial.